UGGUGUGUGGUGUGAAAUGAACGAAAGAUAGACUUUUUCCAGCAGCCAAAUAGGCAAGAGGCUACAUGAUUCCAUGGACAUAACAAAGUUAUGGGCAUGGCCGAGAAGCCAAAAGGCCCGAUUCGUGUGGGAUUUUAUGACAUCGAGCGCACAAUAGGAAAAGGGAAUUUUGCUGUCGUAAAGCUAGCGAGACAUCGAAUAACCAAGACAGAGGUAGCUAUCAAAAUCAUAGAUAAGACUCAUCUAGAUGAAGUAAACUUGGAGAAAGUUUAUAGAGAAGUUCAAAUAAUGAAACAUCUUUCCCAUCCUAAUAUCAUCAAGCUUUAUCAGGUGAUGGAAACGAAGAACAUGGUGUAUUUAGUAUCAGAAUAUGCUAGUAAAGGGGAAAUAUUUGAGUUUAUUGCUCGUCAUGGUCGGAUGCCAGAGGCAGUGGCUCAGAAGAAAUUUUCUCAAAUCGUGUCUGCUGUACAAUACUGCCAUAAUCAAUGCAUUGUACAUCGAGAUCUAAAGGCGGAAAACCUUUUACUGGAUGACAACAUGAACAUCAAAAUAGCAGAUUUUGGUUUCAGCAAUUAUUACUCAUUGGAUAACCUCCUGACCACAUGGUGCGGGAGUCCUCCAUACGCAGCACCAGAGGUAUUUGAAGGCAAGAAAUAUGUGGGUCCCGAGAUCGAUGUUUGGAGUUUAGGCGUGGUACUUUACGUGAUGGUGUGUGGAACCCUACCUUUUGACGGAAGUAGUCUUCAAGUCCUUCGGGAGCGUGUUUUAUCUGGACGCUUUCGCAUUCCAUACUUCAUGUCUUCGGAAUGUGAAAACAUAAUUCGUCGGAUGCUAGUGUUAGACCCAAGCAAACGGUUCACUAUAGAAUACAUCAAGCAACAUAAGUGGAUGCAGGUUGAACGUGGGAACUCUUUGCCCCUUCCACUACAUCUUGGUUCUUUUUAUAGUGAUAGGGAAGCGGCCAAGGUUGGAGAAUUCAACGAGAAAAUUCUGAGGUUAAUGGAGAGUCUAGGCAUCGAUACGACUAAAACUAGAGAGUCUUUAGUGAAUGAGAAGUAUGACCAUCACGCUGCCAUCUACUUCCUUUUAUUGGAUCGUCUUCGGCAACAUCGGGCAACUGUUUCAGCUGCUAUACUGAAACAACCAGCUGACAUUUGCGACCUGCGCAGACCUAGCACCAUAGCUGAGCAAGCAAUGAGAAAAUUAGAUUCGCCAUUGCCAGUUUAUAAUCUUUAUCCUCAGUCAGUAUGUCCAUCAUCCGGGUCACCUACGUCACAAGCGGAUGCUGUGGAUUAUCAGUCUGAGUCGCGUCCAUACAUUGGUGCUUUGAGGCAUCAUGUGUUUAGUAAAACAACAGACGGAACGACGACAUUUGGUGGGCCUUUUAUUGGGCAUGCGUAUCGAAUUAGCAAGAAAGAGAUUGGUCAACUUUUACCUCUUUCAGUCCAUUCUAAACCUGAAGCUUAUCAAAUCCCUAAAGUAUUUCGCAGUCAAACUGGUAGUCCCAUGUCCAAAGUAACCGAGUCAUUAGAUGAAGGAUUGGAGGCUGAUUUUAGCGAAGGAUCUAGAGACUCCAAGACCCCACCCUUAGUUACACGAAGAUCGUCUUGCCAGUAUAGUGAACACGCUACUUGCUGUGGAGCGUUUUCCGAAUUAAAUGAUGGUCAUAGAGACAGCCCACCACUAAGCAAUCUCACACAAAUGCUUAGUUUGUCAGACUCGCCUGUUGGAAGUUUCACUAGCCAAGAGUCUAACUUUGAUAGUUUUGAUUCGCAAAUAGAAACAGACUUUGCGUCUAGUCUGUCUUCCUGUGCUGCGCAGGAAAACCUGAGUAUUGGAAAUUUUUAUGAUAGUCGUGAUGAAUCGCUGUGUGCAACCAUUCCGUGUGAGGUACUCUCACAAACUAGAAUCCCCAUUCGAAUCAACAAUAAAAAUCGAUCUUCUUAUAGACAUAAUCCAAUAGACUUCGAUCGCAGUGCUAAAGACUCCCCCACAAGUUUUCGAGAAGGUCGUCGUGCCUCAGAUAGUUUUUUUGCUGAAGGUGUAGUCCCAUUUUGUCAGAGACUUAGCCAGUCUUCUAAAGCUCAUGGGAUUGUUAGAUUAAACGAAGUUAAACAAGAAUACCAGCAACUUCAGAAUCUGUAUCCAAGUCAGUUGCCACAUGCUCAGAAAUUCCAUAACAAACUACAACACACACAAUACUGGUCAAUUACCAGAAGCUCAGUUCCAUCUUCAAAUAACCAUCUGCCAACCAAAAUUUAUAAACGUGUCAGUCUCCCAGAGAAUUUUACUGAUAUUUCAAAGUCUUCAGCUAUAACACAGAGAAUAGUUUGUGAAGAACCCCGGCUAGUGCCUCCCACAGAAUGUGGAGGAAUGCUAGUUGGUCAAAACAAACUUUUGCAAAAACAACUGCUUCAUCAGAGUCUUCAGCAGAAGAGACAAGUAUUACAAAAACAAUCGGCACUUUACCGCCGUCAGAUGGUGCGUCAAACAUCCUACACGCUUGCGCUGCCAGUCCCUUUGUUGCCUCCUCGUCCUGCAGAUCUUAUAAGUACUGCGUUACCUUUCCAGCCCAUUAGUGAAGAUAUAACUUCUCCAUCGGAUGAAGAAACUCACUGCCAGUUUUAUACACAAGAAGAGAAAUCCAAAGUUAUUGAAUAGAAUUACCCAAAACUGACCAUGGCGGGGAUUUGUCCUUUCAUUUCGUCAUUUCAGCCCUUCAGAUGAUAACGGUACUUUCAAGAAAGUGUAUCAGAAUGCAUUUAGGAAAGGAGAAACAAAAAACUAAUUUGUGUCUAGUCAAAUCAGGAUGAUUUCUUUUGGGGAGUCUGGUAAUUAAAGUCAGAGAGGACGUACUGAUUUCAGGUAAUCUAAUUCAACAGUAUAUGCGAAAUUGUGUAGUACUCAUCAUUCAAGUGAUGUUUUGUUGAUAAUAACUUAGGAAAUGUAAAUUGUUAAAAAAGUUAUAUUAGGUUUUCAAUAUAUCCGCUUUAAAUAAAAUCCUCUGAGGUAUGUUUCACGACUUAUGAAUUAUCUACAAAUAUAAAGCAAUUUAUAUGAGAAGUGAGGAGAUAUUUGAACGAAAGAAAAAGUAUUGUUAUUAUAAUGUAGUACACGUAUCAACUUAGACCUCAAAUGUUUCUCAUGAAGUAUUAUUAAUUGUCGUCGUUUUGUCGAUUUAAUCAUUUUGUUCCUUUGAGAUUGAAAACGAAUCUAAAUUUCUAACACGCAUAGCAGCAACGCGAUUAGCUUUAAAAAAUCAUAAACCUGUUUAUACAACAGUCCUGGAAUAGAAAACUGCCAAAUCACAUUUCUUCGUACUAAACUUUUUUGUCUUUAGUAAUCGACAUAGGCAACUCUGAAAGUAUAAAAUUUUAUCUUAUUUGCAUUGUUGUCAUUAUUUCAAGAAUUUGCGGCUGGGCAAAAUCUUUCAUUCUUAAAAUUUUAGAGAAUAACUUCAUUAAAAAGUAAAAAGCUAGAGUCCGUGUAAUAAUAAUCAUACAACCAUUGGUAUGCAGUUAUAAAGAGUGAGCCAAACAAAAGUUAUUUUAUUUCAAUAAACUGAAUUGACUUAACUGAAGAUAAUGUAUUAGUCCUAAUUCACUUACAAAUGAGGAAUCUCUAAAAAUGAAUAAAUAGUAAAGACAAAACGAUCAAAAGAUUUGAUAAGAUAUUACGAUUGCAGCGAUUUAAAAGAUUAACUCGCAAUGAUCAAAUACAUAAUCAUACAUUAAAAUUACUGUAAAUUAAAACCCAAAAGAUUAAAAUCGCACACAUAAUGUUGACCUAUUGCACAGCAAAGUUUCAUUUAUUAAAAACGGGACAUAGCCCGCAUAUAAACAUUUUCGAAUUAUAUAUAUGUGCCCCCAUCAGAUCUUCUCUAAAGUUGUUCAGAAAGGAUAUGGUUAUAAAUAAUAGUUUUGUCGGUGCUGAAAUAAUAAAGAAGUUUGUAAAACUGUUUACUCAGUUUUAUAUAUACACACACACACAUAUAUAUACAUGUUAUUUUCCAGUUUUCCUAUGUUACAACACCUAAUUACAUUGCUUAUUUCGUAGCAACAAAAGUCAUGUUGUAAGGCUGGGAUGCGCAUUUCUUUGUUUACUCAUAGUUUUAUUUUUCUUCAACUUUUGUUUUUGAAACAUUAUAUUUUGCUAUUCCUCUAUAACGGUUUAUGGGAGAUUGUACUAGGUUGACUUUCUUUAAAAGAAAGUAUUGAAUUGAACUUGUGAUUUGACAGGAUGUAAAAUAGUUGCAUUCCAGCAUGUGUGUGAUAUAUGUCUAUACGUACAAUAGUUCAUUAUACUUUACCAGAAACAAGGCUAAUUUCUACAACUGUUACAAGUUGAAAGAAACGCAAAAAUAUCUGUUAAACAAUACAACAUGUAAAAAUUUUAAUGGCAGCGUAUGUUCAAUGGCAAUAGUGUGAAACACGGAAUACUAAAAUAUAAAACGAUAAAACUUCUAAUGAUUUUAUCGGUUAUAUAUUCUGUUUCUGUAAGAUUUUUGAAAUAGGGUUAUUCUUUCAAUUGCUGCAAGGUUUAAGAGUAAUUUUGCAAUGAAAAGUAGUGAGUGAAUAUUAACUAUACAAGCCUGUGUGUGUCACGUCACGCUUGAUUUUUCUCGAAUUCUCAAAAUAGAAAGAGUCAUAAAAGCCAAAAUGCAUUUACCCACAUAGAAUAGUUCGACUACUGUCUGCCCAUUAAGAUUUUAGUGACGGGUUGUAACAGGGGCGUGAAACCUUAUAAGUGUAGUGAGUGUGGUAUGAUAAGCCUAAAGUAAAGACGUAGUGUAGGAUCACCUAGCCUAGAGCCAAGUGCAUAAAAUUUGUCAUGAAAGUAACAAUUUCAAUUCA
Messenger RNA from Limulus polyphemus (Atlantic horseshoe crab), 4853 nucleotides. Its product is annotated as serine/threonine-protein kinase SIK2-like. Gene Ontology annotation, cellular component: cytoplasm. Gene Ontology annotation, molecular function: ATP binding; tau-protein kinase activity; protein serine/threonine kinase activity. The transcript has 10 exons. The record is from RefSeq and is a predicted model, not a curated record. Gene Ontology annotation, biological process: intracellular signal transduction; microtubule cytoskeleton organization; protein phosphorylation. Lineage: Eukaryota; Metazoa; Arthropoda; Merostomata; Xiphosura; Limulidae. The coding region runs from base 91 to 2661 and encodes 856 amino acids.